AUGCUGUCUGCCGCCAGAUUGAUCGCCCCUGCAGCCAGGUCUGCCAUCUUCCACAACACAGCCAUCGUGCGACCACUGGCUGUAGUCCCCACACAGUCACACAUCCCCGCUGCUCCAGCUCAGCUGUCAGCGGUGAGGUCCUUCCAGACCACCGCUGUCACCAAGGACAUUGACUCUGCUGCCAAAUUCAUUGGUGCUGGCGCAGCGACAGUCGGAGUUGCGGGCUCUGGUGCGGGAAUCGGAACGGUGUUCGGCUCCCUAAUCAUCGGUUACGCCAGGAACCCCUCCCUCAAGCAGCAGUUGUUCUCAUACGCCAUCUUGGGUUUCGCCCUGUCUGAGGCUAUGGGUCUCUUCUGUCUUAUGAUGGCGUUCUUGCUGUUGUUCGCUUUCUAA
Molecule: messenger RNA, 393 nt
Organism: Spodoptera littoralis (African cotton leafworm)
Lineage: Eukaryota; Metazoa; Arthropoda; Insecta; Lepidoptera; Noctuidae
Source: the annotation of a GenBank genome assembly